CUGCAGCGUUCUUCUGCCUCGCUCCUCUCGCUCCUCUUCAGUGUUUACUGUCGCUUCGUGGAGGAUUCAGGAGCUUCAGGAGCAGAAGGUUUUUCUCUCAGCGAGCAGAUCCAAGAUGGAGAAGCGAGACGGGGCCGUUCAUCGGACCAGCUCGGAGCAGAGGAAGCUGCGAUCGCGCGACGCCGCCCGGUCCCGCCGGAGCCAGGAGACGGAGGUGUUCUACGAGCUGGCCCGGACGCUGCCGCUGCCCCGCCGGGUCUGCACGCACCUGGACAAGGCCGCCAUCCUGAGGGUGACGCUGAGCUUCCUGAGGAUGCAGCAGCUGCUCAGAGCCGACGACGACGACGACAAGGAGAAAGACGAGACGAAGAUGGAGGAUGAGGAGGAGGAGGAGGAGCCGAAGGAGGAUCUGAUGGACUCGUUCUAUCCUCAGGCGCUGGCCGGCUUCGUCAUGGUGACGACGGAGGAGGGAGACAUGAUUUAUCUGACGGAGAACGUCAACAAACACAUCGGCAUCACGCAGCUGGAGCUUCUGGGUCAGAGCAUCUACGAGUUUGUUCAUCCGUGUGAUCAGGAGGAGCUCCGAGACCUGCUGACUCCUCGCCCAGGUCUGAGCAAGAAAUCGCAGCCGAGCGAGAGGAACUUCUUCCUGCGGAUGAAGAGCACUCUGACCAGCAAGGGGCGCUCCGUCAACAUCAAGUCGGCCUCCUGGAAGGUGCUCCACUGCACCGGCACCAUGCGUCCGUUCGGCGUCUCCUCGUCGCCUCCUGCGGCCCGAGUCAUGACUCUGCUGUGCGAGCCCGUCCCUCACCCGUCCAGCGUGGAGUUCCCCCUCGACACCUCCACCUUCCUCACCCGCCACAGCAUGGACCUGUGCUUCACCCACUGCGAGGGCAGGGUGACAGAGUUGGUCGGAUACAAACCGGACGACCUGAUUGGACGCUCGGUGUUCGAGUUUCAUCACGCGCUCGACUCCGAUCACGUCAACAAGAGCAUGCACACGCUGCUGUCCAAAGGCCAGGUGAGCACCAGCCAGUACCGCUUCCUGGCCCACAGCGGCGGCUUCGUCUGGGCCGAGACUCAGGCCACCGUCCUCUACAACGGCAAGACGUCGCAGCCCGAAGCCGUCGUCUGCCUCAACUUCAUCCUCAGCGUCGUGGAGCAGCCGGACGUCAUUUUCUCUGUGGAACAAACACGCUGCGCCAAAUCUGAAUCCCAGCCGGCGGCGCCAGAGAACGGCAAAGCUCCCGAGUCGCCCGAGUCUGACGUGGAGUUCGUCGUUGAGUCCGAUUCAGAUGGCGGCGGCGCGGCGAAGCUCUUCAUGAAGCUGAAGGAGAAGCCGGAGGAGCUUCUCCAGUUGGCUCCUUCGGCCGGCGACGCCGUCAUACCGCUGAAAGCAGAUUUCGUCGAGCUCUCUUUCACAAGUCCGCCGGGUUCGGACUCGGUUCCAGAUCACCCUCAGGACCUGUGCAGCCCUCAGCUCCGCCAGCUGCUGUCUCCCAUCUUCAACCCUCUGACUCCUCCGACGACUUCGCCCGACUCGCUGCUGGUAACCACAAACCCUAAACCUGCUUUAAAACGUACGAAACGUUGGCGUCUGUCUGAUUUAAGGAUUGUUUCGUCUCCUCAGGGCACCUGUGAGGAGGAGGAGGAAGAGGAGGAGGAGGAAGAAGAGGAGGUGAUGGACACCAGCGAGGUGGAGAAGUUCUUCGCCUUCUUCCCAGACGAUGUUCAGAAGAAGCCGGACGUCUCGGAGGACAUGGAGGGGAUGGACCUGGACAUGCUGGCGCCCUACAUCUCCAUGGACGACGACUUCCAGCUCACCUUCCUCAGCAGUUUGCCCGAAGCAGCUGACAAAGCGUCCGCCUCUUUGUGCGAACCUGCAGCGGCGAUGGGACGGAAACGGACUCACGACCGGGACGAGCUGCUGCUGCCGCCUCAGAUGAUGGUUCAGGACAAGAAGGCGAAACAAGACGCUUCAUCGAUAGAAGAGGAGCUUCUCCUCACCCACAGGCUGCUGGGCUCUCUGGAGGAAGCCGACCCGUCAGACCUGCUCCUGGAUCCGGGACCGGGGGAUCGAAGUCAGCUGCUAACCGACAGAGACCCGGUGUUGGGAGGCAUGCAGGGACUCUGUGACACUGCAGCUCUGAUGAGGGACAUCUUCAUCCCUCACCCCCCUGAGCUCUCCCCUCCUCUCUCCCCCACCACCUGAUGGGCUUCCUGCCGAUCGAUCCGGAGUCGACGUCGACGCCGGAAACCGAGCGCGCGCAAAACACCGAAACGCAACACACCGCUAACACAUACGCACACGAAUCCAGACUCGGGUUUUUUACAAUUUACGUUUUCAUUUAGCUUUCAUCCAAAGUGACGCACAUCUGAGACUAGAUCACAUUCACACACCCAUAUGCAAGGUGCUGCCGGCCACUGGGGGCACUUCGGAUUGCCCGAGGACUCUUCGACCGUGGAGGGAAUCGAACCACCGACCUUAGGACGACCCGCCCAGCCUCUCACUGUGAAGCAAGCUGCCUGUCGACGAAGAGAGAAGAUCAAACCUGGAGGUGCUACAAUCCGCCGUCUUUAACCUCACGCUGCUCGUUAUCGCUUCAUCGCCAAUUUAACUGUAUUUUUUUUAAAUCGAGGUUCAGUCUGUGUCCAAGGAAGCAGCAGGUGGCGCUAAUCUGCUGCAUGAAAACUGUGUGAAACGUUAAAUCAUCUUCAGUGGAGACAAACUUCCCUCCGUGCAGCUCAUCAGUGUUUUUUUGUUUUUUCCUUUUUAAGCGAACAUCAGUGGCAUCGCUCGUUUCAGUGGCAAAUUUCUACGUCUUUUUAUACACAAGACUUUUUUAAAUGAUGCAUUUCAACUUUUGAGACUUUUAUUACCGUGUUAUCCUCCGAUCGGGUGGACGGGCUUCACUUCAUCGUGCGCUCCUCGUUAGCCGACACCAGGACGUCAGCCGCUGAUGCAGUUUAGAAAAUCAGAUGCGUCACCCGGACUGUGAAAUGUUUGGAUUUGUCCUUUAAUCACAACUUUAAAAUGUAGAAUCGAUGAACUCGCCGUACUGAAGCCGUCGUAGCCCGGGCUCGUCUGUAGAUGUGGGUUAGAAAUCUGAUUAAACACUAGUGUUUUAGGUUUGUCUUUGGGUUUAUUUUAUGACUUGUAACCAGUUAUAGCUUGACGUGUAGCCUUGAAGUGUUUUAUUGAUGUGGAGGUUUGUUAUUCAGUUAUUUCCUUCAUAAUUCUGUCUGAAACUCACUCUGUGUGCCUUUUAUCAUCCAGCGAGAACUCUGUGAUUGGAAGGCUUUUCUUUGCAUCGUUGGCCUGUUACCUGUUGAUUUAAAACGCUGGAGAGGAUUAAAUACUGUUUUUACUGUUUAUCCCUGUGUGUGUAUUCUUGAGCUAAAUAAAGUCGUCGAAGAAAAGCGAA
Stegastes partitus (bicolor damselfish) is the source of this 3425-nucleotide messenger RNA. It is a transcript of the gene hif1al, whose product is annotated as hypoxia inducible factor 1 subunit alpha, like. Gene Ontology annotation, molecular function: DNA-binding transcription factor activity, RNA polymerase II-specific; RNA polymerase II transcription regulatory region sequence-specific DNA binding; protein dimerization activity. The transcript is spliced from 15 exons. NCBI's taxonomy places the organism in Eukaryota, Metazoa, Chordata, Actinopteri, Pomacentridae. Gene Ontology annotation, biological process: cellular response to hypoxia; regulation of transcription by RNA polymerase II. The coding region runs from base 116 to 2212 and encodes 698 amino acids. The record is from RefSeq and is a predicted model, not a curated record.